AUGGCAGCGUCGUCAUGCACCGAGGCGUCGGCGCAAUCGCGGCUCUUGGCGACGUGUGCCGUCGCGGUCAUGGUGAUGUUGGCCGAGUUCGUCGGCGGGUACGUCGCUGACAGCCUGGCGAUCAUGUCGGACGCCGCGCAUAUGGGCACCGACGUCCUGGGCCUUGUCGUUUCGCUCGUCGCUGUUCGCCUGGUGCGAUGUCCACGAACGGCCACGAUGCCAUUUGGAUACAAGCGAGCUGAAGUCGUAGGCGCCCUUGCAAGCAUCGUGUUUCUUUGGGUCGUCACCGGGUGCUUGGUUUACAGUGCCGUUCGGCGCAUGCACCAUGUUCUGGCGACUCCAGACGCAAUGGACAACGAAGCAGUCGACGGCAAGCUCAUGUUUGUGGUUGCUGCCAUUGCUCUGACUGCAAAUGUCGCUAUGUUGUUUAUCCUGGGGCACGAACACCACGGCCAUUCGCACGGGGGGCAUGGCCAUGGAGAUGCCAAGCACGGCCAUUGCCACGGCGGUGCAGGUCACUGCCAUGGGGACGGUGACCACGGGCGCAGCCAUUGCCAUUCUCAUGCUCGAUGGGACCACGGGCGGCACAGCGCCAGCCCCGUUCUGCCUGACGACAACGGGGACUGCCGCGCCUCCAUUGAACAUCACAAGCACGGCACCACGUCGAGCGACGUGAAAGACUUGCCGAACGAGCUAGGGACUCCCCAAGUGCAAUAUCAAGCGUGCGCGGAUGCCCCCGACCAUGAUGGAGUCGACAACUUAAACCUUCGAGCCGCCUACAUCCACAUCCUCGGCGACUUUCUUCAAAACAUCGGCGUGUUGGUGGCCGGCGCCGUUAUCUGGUGGCGCCCGUCCUGGCACGUCGUCGACCCCAUCCUCACAUGCGUCUUUGGCGGGAUCGUUGUCUGCACCACAUUUGGCAUCUUGCGGACGUCCAUCAGCAUCAUCAUGGAAGCGUCGCCGAGUCACAUGGAUCCGAACGAAGUCGACGCGUUCCUGCACUCGCUCCAGCCGGUCCAAAGCACUCACGACCUCCGCGUGUGGUCGAUUGGGUCGUCUACGUAUGCACUCUGCGUCCACGUCGUCGUGCGCGCUCCAGUAGCGGGCAAUGUCCCUGGAGACGGCGGCGCCGUCGUCGCUGCAAUCUCGCGUGACUUGCAACGCCGGUACCACGGCCUGGACUUUACAACGAUUCAAGUCGAAGACGAAGCGUGCGCAUGCAUCUCGGGGACGUUGUGCGCAGAAGAUGCGAGGGGCGCAGUCUAG
Molecule: messenger RNA, 1266 nt
Organism: Aphanomyces invadans
Lineage: Eukaryota; Oomycota; Saprolegniomycetes; Saprolegniales; Verrucalvaceae
Exons: 2
Coding region: 1-1266 (421 amino acids)
Biological process (GO): zinc ion transmembrane transport
Cellular component (GO): plasma membrane
Molecular function (GO): zinc ion transmembrane transporter activity
Source: RefSeq, a predicted model, not a curated record